AUGUGUCUUUACUUGGUUAUCUUCGUAGUAUUAGCCUAUGUGGCUUGGAUCAAAUGGGUUUUCUGCCGACAUCACUGCAGUUUGGAGAACCUGCUGAAACAUGUGAUGAACAUUUCAUCAGACAGACAAACAAACGUCAGGGCUCUGGUUGUGACUGCGCAUCCGGAUGAUGAAUGUAUGUUCUUCGCGCCAACGAUUAUACGACUGGUUGAAAAUAACGUCACGGUUCAUUUGCUGUGCUUAUCUGAAGGAAACUACUACAACCAAGGAGCACAACGUAGAAAAGAACUUCUAAGCAGCUGUGCCGUGUUGGGAAUCCCAGCCUCCAGAGUCACCAUAAUAAACCACAAAAACCUUCCGGAUGAUCCCACAGCAGAAUGGAGCGUCUCAUUAAUCUCCUCCGCAGUAGUCCAGUACAUCUCAGCUCACUCCAUCAACAUGGUGCUGACGUUCGAUGGAAGAGGAGUGAGUGGCCACGCCAAUCACGUAGCCAUCAAUAAAGCUGUCAGACAUCUGGCUUCCACAGGAGGAGUGCCCAAAGACUGUGUGCUGCUCUCUCUGGUGACGGUCGGCCUUUUCAGGAAGUUCAUCUCCUUCCUGGAGAUUCCCCUCAGCUGUCUUCUGCCCUCACGUCUCUGCUGUGUUGUCGGCUCACGGGGCUACAAACAGGCCAGAGCCGCCAUGAUGCGUCAUCGCUCACAGCUUUUAUGGUUUCGGUACCUCUACAUCGCCUUCUCCCGGUACAUGUUCAUCAACACGUUCCAAGAGAUUCCACAAGAGCUGAAGAAUCUGAAGUUCUACUAAAAGUUUGCUGAACUUUCAGCCUGCUUUUUAUAUUUCUGUGAAUAUUUUCAAAGGCACUUUUAUCAAA
Molecule: messenger RNA, 871 nt
Organism: Nematolebias whitei (Rio pearlfish)
Lineage: Eukaryota; Metazoa; Chordata; Actinopteri; Cyprinodontiformes; Rivulidae
Gene: pigl
Product: phosphatidylinositol glycan anchor biosynthesis, class L
Exons: 7
Coding region: 1-804 (267 amino acids)
Biological process (GO): GPI anchor biosynthetic process
Cellular component (GO): endoplasmic reticulum
Molecular function (GO): N-acetylglucosaminylphosphatidylinositol deacetylase activity
Source: RefSeq, a predicted model, not a curated record